CAAUGCACAUAAACAGGAUAAACAACAAUCCAUGGAAAGUCAAGCUAACAGAAGCCGAUUGAAGCAGUGCAGAGCUUAGAAGAAGACCCAAGUAGUUCAAUGGCUACCACCCACCUCUCCUACCCUUUUCUCUUCCCCAAUCUAUCCUCUCCAUACAAGCAACGUCUACCCGAGUUGUUCAACGUUCCGACUCGGAGUGGACUCGGGCUGCGGCUGAGGAGGAGUAGGACUCAGGCUAUGGGGGCGCCUGACUUGCUGGGUGAUUUUGGGGCCAGAGACCCAUUCCCAGCAGAGUUAGAGAGUAAUUUCGGAGAGAAGGUUGUAGGAAACGGUAACACGGAGCACAAAAUCCUCAUCCCCAAUUUGCCUGCUCUGUCUCUUGCCCAGCAACAGUGUCAACCUCUUUCUCCUCUUCAGCCUCCCUUGUCGGACGAUGAUAUCCAGAGUCUCCUCAGAAAGGUUGUUGGUUGGAGACUGAUAGAUGAAGAAGGGGGACUUAAACUACAGUGUUUGUGGAAAUUGAGAGACUAUGAAUGUGGGAUUGAACUCAUAAACAGGAUAUAUAAAGUUGCAGCAUCUGCUAGGCAUUACCCAAAUCUCCAUUUGGAGCAACCCAAUCAAGUUAGAGCUGAAUUAUGGACAUCGUCCAUUGGAGGAUUGAGCUUGAAUGAUUUCAUUGUGGCUGCCAAAAUAGAUGAGAUUAAAACUUCUGAUCUUGUGCCUAGAAAAAGAAUCUGGGCUUAGUUGAAGCAUGUUGUUGCCUUUUGCACGCCAAACAGGCUCCAAAAGAAGUGUGUAAUAUGGUGUUUCUGAGUAUCUUAAUUACCAAAAAGACUUGUAUUUUUCUCAAAAAUUCUUUUAUUCAUUUCGACAUUUAUAAUAUACAGUUUAUGGACCA
This is a messenger RNA of Ziziphus jujuba (common jujube), 898 nucleotides long. Its product is annotated as probable pterin-4-alpha-carbinolamine dehydratase, chloroplastic. Gene Ontology annotation, molecular function: 4-alpha-hydroxytetrahydrobiopterin dehydratase activity. Gene Ontology annotation, biological process: tetrahydrobiopterin biosynthetic process. NCBI's taxonomy places the organism in Eukaryota, Viridiplantae, Streptophyta, Magnoliopsida, Rosales, Rhamnaceae. The transcript is spliced from 3 exons. The record is from RefSeq and is a predicted model, not a curated record. Bases 100 to 744 code for a protein of 214 amino acids. Gene Ontology annotation, cellular component: plastid.